Messenger RNA from Suillus plorans, 1753 nucleotides. RefSeq lists its product as uncharacterized. The record is from RefSeq and is a predicted model, not a curated record. The transcript has 8 exons. Lineage: Eukaryota; Fungi; Basidiomycota; Agaricomycetes; Boletales; Suillaceae. The coding region runs from base 392 to 1387 and encodes 331 amino acids.
UUACUUAAUGAACAGGAACGGGUUCAAGGUCCGACCCUGAUAUAGUUACACCUGACGGGCUGUGUCCGCUUGCAGAUAAUGAUUGUGGCAUGUGGAUCGCGGCGCUCAAGCCAACUUUAUGCUGCUGAAAGACGAGUUGCCAUGGACAGGAAACGGAUAUUAUCAGUGGCUGCAUGUGAGCCCUUAAGUUCCUGACUUCAUAUCGAUGGAAUGCGUUUAAAUUUGCACUUAUCGAAAACCCUGAGGCCCUCGUUUUCAAAGCUGUGUUCAUCAAAUAGUAAUGUAGCCGACAUCACGUCGAACUGCCAUAAGGAACAAAAGCGCCUAACUAAUACUAUUUGUAAGUUGAAGGCUUCUGCCUCGUUCUGUCUUCUUCUUCCCUCUACCUAUUAUGUCGCCGCUCUUCAAGGCAUGGUCGUUGAUAGUGGUCCUGGCAGCAGCAGUGCUUGUACCCAGAGGUGCAUUUGCCCAGAUGUCCAAUGUGAUAUGCCUGUCCUCUUAUGGUUGGAUGAACAACAGCCUCCAACAGAACCCUUGCGUGGUCGCUUCCUACCUCGAGAGCGUCUGCAAUGGCGGAGAUUUUUCAAUCAGUACUUUACCUCCCGACUCCCAUUAUGCAGCUCCCACGGUAGCUGAAGCCAAUCCUUGCGAAUGUAGUACGGUGACCUACUCGCUGGUUAGCGCUUGCGGUGCUUGCCAGAACGCCACGUAUUUGACCUGGUCUUCUUGGAGCUACAAUUGCUCCUCGGUAUCCAACCAACAAUUUCCGGAUGAUAUUCCGUCUGGCACCGCGGUUCCAAAUUGGGCAUAUCUGGCCAUGACCGCUACGGGAUUCGACCCUACCGCAGCGCAAGCAGACGGAGAUUCCCCGGAAUCUACCGCAACAAAAGUGCAAUCUACUGCUACAGUUGCUAACCCGAGCAGCGCGUCUGCUUCUUUGACCGGUUCUUCGGGCGCGGCCACAGGAUCUUCGACCACAUCAUCAGCAUCAACUAAAUCGACAAGUUCAAACGCUGGAGCUAUAGCUGGGGGUGUUGUUGGUGGAGUUGUAGGAGCUGCACUCAUCAUAGGUCUUGCGACUUGGUUCAUUAUAAAACGCCGUCGCUCUGCCACAGCGCCAUCGGCCGCUUUCAGCGACAUUGGCGGGGGUGCAGGAUACACUCAAAGUGUUUAUUCCCCUAACACUCAUUCGUUCCCAACGCAACCCCAAAUGACGCAACAACGUCUCUACGACCCAUCUGACCCGUCCACUUUCCCAGGUUCGCCUCCCUCCCCCACCGUCCUGACCACCGCAUCUAGCAACAUAUACCAAAACCCAUCCAUACCGUCACAUGUGUUUUCCCAACAGUCGCGCCCAGGGCAGUACAGCGGUACUCCGGAGAUCUAAUGCGAGCCUGAAGAUGAACGACCAUUGGAUAUGACCCCCCUCAUAAUUUGAUGACAUUGCACUAACAGAUUUAUGUAACUGUGGGUUCGUCUGUCAUUUCUUGCAUCAGUACUUAUUAUUGUACAUUCACUUGAACCUCGGUAUUGGCUCUCAAUUAUCCAUUGGAACUUUAAAUCUAUUGUCUAGUAGGACCAUUGUAACAUGAAAACGAAAGUAUCGUGUACUCAAACGAUCAUGCAUGGAGCCGAGCGGAAGCGCUCGACGUUUAGAUUCUUCGUUAUUUGCCAUGGAGGCAUCCUGCCAACGAUCUAUCUAGAUUUCUAAUACCAGGAAGUUAUGACACAAUCAUAUUGCAUCCUCCCUUCU